Molecule: messenger RNA, 2929 nt
Organism: Zingiber officinale
Lineage: Eukaryota; Viridiplantae; Streptophyta; Magnoliopsida; Zingiberales; Zingiberaceae
Product: exonuclease 1-like
Exons: 9
Coding region: 1609-2394 (261 amino acids)
Source: RefSeq, a predicted model, not a curated record
CUCCCUCUUCUCCUUCUUAGAUCGACGCCCCUUCCUCUCCCGAUCAGGAUCGACGCCCCUUGCUUCUCCGUCCAACCAUACCGCAUCUCCUCCAACUCCUCCCUUUGGGUGAGAAGAGGAACCCUUUUUCGCAUUCCAGUGUCGACGCUACCGUCACUCUGAUAGGGUUUUUUUGGAUACGAGGAAACCUUCCUAACUAUUGCUACUUUCCAUUUCAUUUUCAUUUUCCAAGUUAAGCUCAUUUCCUGUCUCCUUUGAUCGGCCGUCAACCUCUGACAGGUUCGAUCUCGCGCCUGCUUCUUUGCUCCGAGGUUUGGACAGAUCUUUCCCCCUUAUCCGCAGUACGAAUUGUAUCUUUCUGCAUGGGCUGUAGGGAUUUCAACUCAGGGGUUUGCAAUAGCACAAAUGCUGUUCCUUUCAAGUAGGAUGGGAAGGUGGGCAUGCUCCCGCGUGGGGAUGCUAGAUCUGAGUGAAUGUGAGCUUAAAAGUUCAUAUUUUAGAGGGUUCUGUGGGUUUUGGAUUUUACUGUCUAUUGUUCUUAGGUGGAUCUGAACGCGUGCUUUUUAGUUAUAUAGUCACUUGACCUGGACAGAAUUUUAUGGAGGUGAAGUUGGACAAUUACGCAGGGUGGUUGUGGAAAUUAUUGUUUUGUACUUGGAUUUUAUAGCCCGUCUUCCCUCAGAUUGAACUGCUUCUGGAUGAUCUGGUUUGCCAGGAAUAAUUUGAAAAAAAUAUCUUGUUUUGAUGAAAUGACUGCCAGUUAUUGUGAUAAUAAUUGCAUGUUUAUAGCAUUUUUUUGUAUCUUAAAACAUCUUUAUCUAGUUUUUUAUCAUCAAACAAAAACAAACGUGUGCCAUAGAGAUGUCUACUAAUGGAUACCCUAUGAACUUUCUUUUUUAUCAGUGACCGCAUUAAUAGACUUGAUCACAAAGUUUUAUGUGUAAUCCUUGAUUUGGAGAAUUGACUUAUUUAUGGACAAAUUUAUAAUUACACUAAUUUUGUUAAUUAGAUUCUAGUCUUGGCUGCAGUAUUUUCUACUUUUACUUAUCUGGUCACCAGGGCUUUCCUUAUUUUAGUAACAAGUUAAUGAUUCAAGUAGUUUGUUACUCUCUAUGCUGUGACAUUAUUGUGUAGUUAUUUUUUUAUCUUCAUAAAUUUGUUUGAUCCCUCUAAUUUAAGUGGUUAUUUCUCUUUAUUUCAAGCCAUAUAGACAGAUCUGUGGGGACCCUUGGCACUCUAUCAUGCUUGUAUUCUGUUAUUUCAAGCUAAGCUUGGCAAUGACGAGAAUGUACUGGAAGAAAAUGACAUCGUUAAAUUGACUUGGGGUGUCAUAUUGAUGGGUUUAUUACUGUGGUGGCACACACUCAUGUUAUAAAGGAAGGACCAGUGACUGGUAGAGCAGCAAAUGUGAUUGUUGCUGCCAAUACAGCAGCAAAAGUUGCCUUGCGCCUUGUGAGGCCAGGAAAAAAGACGUUACAAGACUGCUCAUUGUUCUAAGUCAACACUUCAAGCCACAUUGAUGUUAAUUCCAACUUCAAUAUUACCAUCAUCUGCUCUGGAACUUGUAGCUCUGGACCACCUCCUUCAGCAAAAGAUGCUACUUGUUAUAUGAGCAAUACUCAAAGCAGUCCAGUUGAUCAAGAUGACAAGGAUGGCUCUGGUCCUGAAGGUCAUGUUACAGAACCAGCAAUGGAAACGAUGGAAGAUAAGUUCCUCAAUCCAAUCCAGAAACAGGACGAAAAUAGGCUAACUGUACAUGGUGGCUUUACAGGUCCGCAAAUUUCCUCCUCCAGAUGUAAGCCAUUUUUAACAUCACACAAGGAAAAGACGUCCCACCAGGCAACGUCUGUGGUCAACGAGACAAGAGUGUCUACAAACAGAAAAGUCAUUGUGAGAAGCUCAUACUUCAAGCAUAAGCCAUCAGAUGUCAAUAGUCUCCAUCGACCCAAUGAUGGUGCCACAAAUGGUAAUGAAAAUAACGAUUGUAUUCCUGGUGGCUACCCUGUCAAGAAAAGAAAACUAUCUGAGGACAACGAAAAUCAGCCACCCAUCUUAGUAAUGAAUCAGGAAAAUCUGCCAUCAAGUAAUGCGAGGAUUUCAGUUCAUCAUGGAGAAGAUAAUCAAGUGUCUCGUUUGAACAACAAUGGCGCCAUGGUAAGGGAAGGAGGAAAAUUCGGUUGUGACAUUUCACAUGUGAACAACUACACAACUGUAGCGGAGAGAUCAAUGGACAGAUUUGCAGCGCUCAUGUCAUCUUUCAGAUACACUCAAUCAAGUGCCCGUGCAAGUGUCCUCCGUGCACCUCUAAAAGACGUUCAAAAUUCUUCUUCCUCUGCAAGGAGGAAAGCUGUGCCCAUUGCCAUUGAAGAAUUCACAUAUACAUUCCAAAAAUAAGGUUGACUUGGGGAGUUUCUAGUCAGCUAAAUUUUCACAAUUUUGUAUGUAUGCUCAGUGGCCUUUGCCAUAUAUACAUUUUGGUAGGCCUCUAAAUUGCAUAUUAUAUGCAUAUGUAUAAGUAUAUGUGUAUCGGUGUGUAUGCGGAUGCGCGCAAUUAUCCUUCAAUGAAUUAAGCAUUAUGAACAAUAGUCUUCCACAACAGCCUUUAAAAACUUAGUAUUCUAUUUUAUUUGAUACAUGUACACAUUUAUUUUAGUUAUUUGACAUAUGGUGGAUUAUUGGGUCCUGAUCAUGAAUUAACUUUGUAUAAAGUAUUGUAGAUUAUCUUUGUUGCAAGUAUCAAUUAGAAAGGGACUUUCUUUGGUUUAGAUAUUUUGCAUUCCAAAUUUAGUUUAUUGGUAGUUCUCAUUGCAAAACCAGACUGAAAAGCUUUCAAAAUGCUUGAUUUGAAGUGUUAGAAGGAUAGAGAUCAGAAAAACUAGACUGGCCUCGUUAGAGCUAGAGCAGAUAUUUGGAAAAAAAUAAAUAAAUC